UAUCCCAGAAAAAUCCCCACACCAGUUGCUUGGGAUCCCCCCCCCCCACAGGGAUGGGUAUGUGUCAGCACUAGCGGAUCUGUCAAACAACCUGGUUCGACAGCUGCAGGUGGUGGGGUCAUCCGGGACUGGACGAGAAAGUGCAAGGGAGCUUUCGUUGUGAACCUGGGGCGGUGUACGAUCACUAGAGCAGAGAUUAUGGCGGCCAUCAGAGGGCUGCAGAUAGCUUGGAGGGCUGGCUUCCGUAAAGUCCACCUCCAAUUGGACUCCAUGACAGCGAUUACCAUUCUUACAUCCCCGGACCAGACGGAGCAUAGAUAUCACAACUUGAUUCAACAAUUCAAAAGACUUCUACAACAUAACUGGGAGAUCAGGAUCUCUCACAUCUUUAGAGAAGGCAACAAGGUUGUAGACUUCCUCGCAAAUAAAGGCCACGCUGCUCGCAUUGGCUUUCAUGAUUUUGAUAUUACGGACCCCGGUCUGUCGUUUAGGCUUUUGUAUGACUCUUUGGGCAUAGCCCAAACCCGUUUAAUUUAA
This is a messenger RNA of Linum tenue, 537 nucleotides long. The record is from the annotation of a GenBank genome assembly. Lineage: Eukaryota; Viridiplantae; Streptophyta; Magnoliopsida; Malpighiales; Linaceae.